Messenger RNA from Naegleria gruberi, 3050 nucleotides. Its product is annotated as NADH-dependent fumarate reductase. NCBI's taxonomy places the organism in Eukaryota, Heterolobosea, Eutetramitea, Acrasida, Naegleriidae. The coding region runs from base 3 to 3050 and encodes 1015 amino acids. The record is from RefSeq and is a predicted model, not a curated record. The transcript is spliced from 3 exons.
AAAUGACAAAACUUGUUUCUUGCCUUGCCACGGCCAUCAAACUCGGAGUGGUGAGCACGUUUGUGUGCUCUUUUGUUUUGUUUCAUAUUUAUUUCUUUUUGGAGAGAUCUCCACCAGCUAAUACAAAGCAUUUUGAUGAUAUGAAUACUAAUCCUUUAAAUUUUGCUGAUUUGAAUUUAUUUUCCAUUCAUGAUGAGAGUAGUAUUGUGAAGGAAGGUUCAUCGUCAUCACCCGGAAAGAAUAGAAGAAGACUUGUUCAACCAAAGAGCUUGAGAAAAAUUGCUCUUGAUGAAAUCGGAACUGUAAAUUCAACCAAAGUUGUGAAUGAUGAUGACGAAAAAACAUAUUAUACUAUUUUCCAAAUUCAUGGAACUCCUGGAUCUAGACGAUGGAGGUAUCCAGUUGAUCAUCACUUUGUGAGGACUUUCGGAGGAGACAAAAAGUUGAGAAUUCUCAGUCUUGAUAGACCUGGUAUUGGUCAAUCUACUCCAAUAAUAUCUAGUAUUGACUCGGAAGGUAAUCCUGUCUAUAAUUUGGAACCUUUCAAUGUGGAUUAUUAUGAAGCUAGUGCUUUGGACCUUUUAUAUGUUGUGAGAAAGUUGAGAUUAAAGCACUUUUCACUCUUUGCUUAUUCUCAAGGUGCUGCUCAUGCUACAAUGCUUUCACACUAUUUGGAACAAUUAAAGAAGAGAGAACGUGGUGAAAAGGUAACUCAUGCUCACUUGAAGAGCACUGAAAGAUUCCACAAUGACUUGAUGACCAAGAUUUUAUUGUCAAAGGAUUCCGAAAAGUAUUGGACUUUUGAAAAUGGAGUUUCAAACUAUACAUCAUCUACUGAAUGGUCAUGGAAAGAUGUUACCAUCGACAGAGUUGUCUUGAUGGCACCACAAGGUUUCUAUUCAGAAAAGGUCAGACAAGCUCUCUUGAAAGAGCAAGACAUGACCAUUCCUGAGCACAAGAGAUGGUCUUCAAACCUUCAUCAAAUUUAUUCUUUCCACAAUUAUCAACCACCACUCGGAACUAAUAUUGUUCAUGCUGUAUACAAGAUGGUUUCACAAUUGGGAUUUAUCACUAAUAUCAAAUAUUGGGAAGAAAAUAUGAAAUUCAUGCUUGAUCCUUUGGGAAGAGAUUCAUUCAUUUUCCAUGAUGAAGCUACUGGAUGGAAGAAGGCUUUUAACAAUACCAUGAUUGAUACCUACAGAUUUACUACCAUGACUUUCCUUGUAGAAGUUUAUAAUAGUUAUUAUUUCACUGAAAAUUAUGGACCUAACUUUGAUAUUUCCUUGAAGAAUAUUCCAACAUGGAUUUUGAAAGCUGAGGAUGAUAUUCUUGUUCCAAUUGAAGCUUUUAAUACCUUUGUUGAAAAGGUUUGCACCAAUAAGGAAACUUGUAAUGUCACUGUUGCUUCCAACACUACCCAUUUCCAAAUUUUCAAGAAUUAUUACACACAAUCUAUUCAACACCUUGUGAAGGGAGUUUUUGGAGAAAGUGUCAGCCUUAGAAAGCCAAGAAGAAAGAUUAUUGUUAUUGGUAGUGGUCUUGCUGGCUUGACAGCUACUCUCGAAUCUGCCUACACCUACGAUCAAGAUGUCGUUCUCAUUGAAAAGGAACCUAGACUUGGAGGAAACAGUGCCAAGGCAACCAGUGGUAUGAAUGCUAUCCAAACAACAACACAAAGAAACGUUCUCGUCUUUGAUUCAUAUACUCACUUUUGGAAUGAUACUAUCAAGUCUUUCACAGGAGGAAAGGUCUUGUCUACCCUCAAGGAAGCUAGAAGAAUCAUUAGAAAUCCAAAGAAUAAGAAGAAGGUUGAAGGAGAGGAAAAUUUAAUUACAGAAAAUUCUUGGAGAAUUUUGGAAACUCUUGUCAAGGAUUCCAAGCCAGCCCUCCAAUUCUUACAAUCAUUUGAUGUGAAAAUGGAUGUUGUUUCCCAAUGUGGAGGCCACUCAAAGCCAAGAACUCACAGAAGCAUUAACAAGAGUGACAAACCAAUUAACAUUGGAAGUGAUAUUAUUUCCAAGCUCUCUGCUUUUAUUAGAGAAAAAUUGGCUGAGCGUGUUGUCAUCAAGACUGAACAUCAUGCCAUUCAAUUAAUUUCUGAAGAAAAUGAUCUUGGAGAAACCAUUGUCAAGGGUGUCAAGGUUUUGAACAUUAAGGAAAAUACUACUGAAACAAUUAUGGGAGAUUCUAUCAUUUUGGCAGCUGGUGGUUAUGGUCAAGAUAGAGAUGGUUAUUUGAAGCAAUUCGCUCCACACUCUGUCAAUUUACCAUCAACUAAUGGUUUGUGGGCAACAGGUGAUGGUAUAAAGAUGGCUGUCAGAGAUGUAAACGCAUCCUUGAUUGAUAUGGGAGAAAUUCAAAUUCACCCUACUGCCUUUGUUGAUCCAGCCAAUCCUACUGCAAUGACAUUAAUUCUCGCUCCAGAAUCAUUGAGAGGUUAUGGUGCUAUUAUUGUCAAUCAAGAGGGUAAGAGAUUUGUCAAUGAAUUGGGUACAAGAGAUGAAGAAGGAAAUUAUCCUCACGUUACUGCCUACAUGAUUAUGAAUGAAUUUGUUAUGAAAUCAUUUGGUGAAAGCUUGACCUCCUUCUAUGCCAAGAAGGGUCUCAUUCGUAAAUAUGAAAACUUUGAAGAUUUGUGUCAAAAGGAAGAAUUGAACAUGUCUGCCAACUUUUGUGCCAACCUCGAAGAUACCAUUAUUGAUUAUGAUUAUUCAGUCGAUUAUAGAAGAUCAGAUCCUAACUAUAAGGAUUCAUUUGGAAAGACAGUUUUCCCAUCUAAAUUCAAUUUGGAAAAGAGUAAGGAAACUACUCCAUUCUUUGUGGCAAGAAUUACACCUGCUGUUCACUACACUCAAGGUGGUCUCUUAUUCAACAAUAAGGCACAAGUUUUGCGUAGAAAGACUCAAGAUACAAACGAAGUAAUUAGAAAUCUCUAUGCUGCCGGUGAAGUCACUGGUGGAUGUCAUGGUAAGAAUCGUUUGGCAGGUAACAGCUUGUUAGAAUGUGUAGUUUUUGGUCGUAUUGCUGCCUCAGAAGCUGCCCAAGAAUAA